AUGGUGAAGUUCCUGAAGCCGGGCAAGGCGGUGAUCCUGCUGCAGGGCAGGUACGCCGGAAAGAAGGCGGUGAUCAUGCUCGUGUUCGAGGAGGGAACCCGCGAUCGCCCCUACGGGCAUUGCGUGGUCGCCGGCCUGGCCAAAUACCCGAAGAAGGUGAACCGCAAGGACUCGGCCAAGAAGACGACCAAGAAGUCUCGCAUCAAGGCGUUCCUCAAGCUCGUCAACUACACUCACCAAAUGCCCACACGCUACACCCUCGACGUCGACCUCAAGGAGGUGGUCUCCGACGCUCCCGACUCCCUCACCACCAAGGACAAGAAUCUCACCACCGCCAAGUCCGCCAAGGCCAACCUUGAGGAGAGGUUCAAUACCGGCAAGAACAGGUGGUUCUUCACCAAGCUCCACGUAAGCCCCUUGGAGAGCCGUCCGAUGCGCCGAGCCCCCACCGUUGGAUUCAGUCCGGACACCGUCCCACUUGAGCAGCCGCGCGCCGACACCCCUCGCAGCAUUUUGCGUGCUGCAUUGAAAUGUACCGGGCAGACACAAUCCCACCUGAAUCCCCGCGGAUCGUGGGCGGCGACGCGAGCGGUGACCUGCGGCGACUCCGCCCUCCCCACCCACCCUCCUGCCCCGCCACCCUCUGCCGCCGUUCCACCCCCACACCCCACCGCCGACCGGUGA
Hordeum vulgare subsp. vulgare (domesticated barley) is the source of this 684-nucleotide messenger RNA. Its product is annotated as 60S ribosomal protein L27-like. Gene Ontology annotation, biological process: translation. Gene Ontology annotation, cellular component: cytosolic large ribosomal subunit; ribosome. Lineage: Eukaryota; Viridiplantae; Streptophyta; Magnoliopsida; Poales; Poaceae. Gene Ontology annotation, molecular function: structural constituent of ribosome. The coding region runs from base 1 to 684 and encodes 227 amino acids. The record is from RefSeq and is a predicted model, not a curated record. The transcript has 2 exons.